Aegilops tauschii subsp. strangulata is the source of this 855-nucleotide messenger RNA. The record is from RefSeq and is a predicted model, not a curated record. Lineage: Eukaryota; Viridiplantae; Streptophyta; Magnoliopsida; Poales; Poaceae.
AUGACGAGGGAGGAUUUCAUGGCCUGGGAGACACUCUUGGCGGACCAUCGGGCAACUCUGGACGCCAGGGAGCGAGAGAUCUCCCUCCGGGAAGAGAAACUCGAAGCCACCCUUCAUGCCAAGGAUGAAGGUCUAGAGAAGCUUACUAAUGAUUUGGUUGCCGCGUCUACCGCUAAAACGGAGCUUCACCGGCAGGUGGCUAAACUGAACGAGGAUCUUGUCAAGAGCACCAAGAAGGUGGAGGCACUCAAAGAAGAAGCCCAGCAGGCAGAGAUCCACUUGGCUGAUGUGCAGUCGCAGCUUUCCUCCAAGACCCAGAGCCUUGAGACCGCCACUGGCAGCAUCACGGACAUGAAGGCAAGGAUCGGCUCGCUGGAGCAGUCGGCGGAGUCCCUUGAAUCCCGGCAACAGUUGCUAUCCAAGGAUUUGGAAACCGCCAAGCGUCUCCGGCAAGAUGCAGAAGACAGAUUGAAGAACCAGGUCGAUAUGAGCAACCUCUGGAUCAAGAGCCUGAUCGACAUCGCCGAGCAUCUUGGUGUCCAAGCUACGGCGAUGGGUAUGGGCGGCCCAGCCUUCUCGGCCAGCAAGCAGGAGGUCCCAAGCGUCAAGCCGGGGCUCUUCUUCAGUGAGCUGAUCGAGAAGCUGAAAGCGCAUGAAGAGGGGAGGGCCGAGCGCUUUGCAACCGAGUCUCGGAAGCUUGCCCGCAACACCCUCUUCAUGGUUUUGAGCAAUAUUGCCUGCCGCCACCCAGAGCUCGAUCUUGACGACGGAUUCAAGAAGCCGCCAGUGGGUGCUGACGUCGCAGCCGCCGAGAAGAAAGCCGCUCCCUGCGCCGACAGGGUUCUUCGCGUUUAA